Messenger RNA from Dibothriocephalus latus, 348 nucleotides. Lineage: Eukaryota; Metazoa; Platyhelminthes; Cestoda; Diphyllobothriidea; Diphyllobothriidae. The record is from the annotation of a GenBank genome assembly.
AUGGGCAUGUUUCUGCGGUGUAACGCGGACAGUGUCUCGAGCAGCAAGUGGGCCUGUUGCGCUGAGGCCUGCCUAGAAUUCAUCUCUCAAAAUGGCCGUGCGAAAAACAGGAAGCUUUCUAUCCGUCACACCUUUAACCACACGAGCCAAGAUUGGGGCAGUCCUGCCUUCACGGCCUACAACGAUCUCUUUAAUCCAGCAAAUGACUACGUUGUGGAUAACAGCAUUCAGGCCCGCAUCACUGUCGAGAUCGUCGAUCCAUUUAACCAGGCAACCUUGGAGACAACCAAUGGGUAUGAAGAUGGCCGCACCAGCGGCAGCACCAAUAACUUAGGUUUGGUGAGUUAG